CAUUCAUUUCGUCCUCUACUCUCUCUCCCUCUCUCACAAGCCAAACAACCAAACGACUUUAUGGGCAAGAUCACGUCUUUCAAGCAAGAGUUCUCUUUCGAUGAGCGUCUUGAAGAAUCAAAGAACAUCAUUGGAAAGUACCCUGAUCGAGUUCCGGUUAUUAUUGAAAGAUAUUCGAGGACAGACCUGCCUGAAAUGGAAAAGAAAAAAUACUUGGUUCCUAGAGAUAUGUCUGUUGGCCAGUUUAUCCAUAUUUUAAGCAGCCGGCUUCAACUGACUCCUGGGAAAGCGCUUUUUGUAUUUGUGAAGAACACAUUACCUCAAACAGCAAGUCAUAUGGAUUCCAUUUACGAAACUUACAAGGAAGAUGAUGGAUUUCUGUACAUGUGUUACAGCAGCGAGAAAACCUUUGGCUAAUCACUUCUUAUCAUCUAAUAGUUCACAAUUGUAAGUAUUUAUCGUUCUCACUUGUCCUAAACACGCCUGCGUGGCUUGGGCGUUCCCUGUAAUUUCAUGUUCCUUGUAUAUUUUAAUUUCUUCCCUUUUCUGUAAAGUUCAUAACCUGUAAUAAUAAUGCCAUAUUAUCUUUCCCAUUACUGAAUUAAUACAUCCAUCACAUUGGUGGCUUUCACAAA
Fragaria vesca subsp. vesca is the source of this 635-nucleotide messenger RNA. RefSeq names its product autophagy-related protein 8h-like. NCBI's taxonomy places the organism in Eukaryota, Viridiplantae, Streptophyta, Magnoliopsida, Rosales, Rosaceae. The record is from RefSeq and is a predicted model, not a curated record. Gene Ontology annotation, biological process: cellular response to nitrogen starvation. Bases 61 to 417 code for a protein of 118 amino acids. The transcript is spliced from 5 exons.